AUGGAUAUCUUGGAAAACAUUCCGAGGUAUAGAGAAGAUGGACCACCAUACUGGCUAAUAUUUGUCGGUCAAAACACAAGAUACUGUGAAGCCAUACCAUUACAGUCCAAAAAUAUUUUAGAUGUGAAAACUGCUUUGACAAUAUUCGUUGACAAAUACCAUCCAACAAAACUGACAUCUGACUGUGAAAGUUCUUUCAAAUCAGACGAUAUUAAAAACUAUCUGCGUUCAAAAAAUGUAAACCAAUAUUUCAUUGUCGACCAAAACCAUUCUGCUCUUGGUGUCAUUGACAGUUGUAUAAAAAUCUUAAGAGACUUAAACCAACCACAAGGUGGUGAGGUAGAUGAAAUGUCAUAUGACGACAAAUACAGACACUUCUCCAUGGCAAAGAUGAGACAAGUUUUAAAUAUUUACAAUAGCCGUAAACAAAAAGGUUUGGGAAACCACUCCCCCGAAGAAAUGAAAAACAACCCUGACUUAGAGAAAGACUAUAUAUUUAAUAGUUUAGUCAAAAGAGACAAACAAGAAAGAAUGCCAGGCUUCAAACUUAAGAAAG
Molecule: messenger RNA, 556 nt
Organism: Trichomonas vaginalis G3
Lineage: Eukaryota; Parabasalia; Trichomonadida; Trichomonadidae
Exons: 1
Biological process (GO): DNA integration
Molecular function (GO): nucleic acid binding
Source: RefSeq, a predicted model, not a curated record